Molecule: messenger RNA, 2523 nt
Organism: Talaromyces amestolkiae
Lineage: Eukaryota; Fungi; Ascomycota; Eurotiomycetes; Eurotiales; Trichocomaceae
Exons: 4
Coding region: 1-2523 (840 amino acids)
Molecular function (GO): oxidoreductase activity, acting on paired donors, with incorporation or reduction of molecular oxygen; monooxygenase activity; iron ion binding
Source: RefSeq, a predicted model, not a curated record
AUGUCCCCCCUCAACACUGAGACCGCAAUCCAACACUUCGCCAUAAACAACUUCAAAUUCCAAAAUGGCACUACCCUCCCACAAGUCCAACUCGCAUACCGCGAAGUCAACCCAACCAAAACUAAAAUAGCCCUCAUUCCCACCUGCUUCCGCGGCCGCAUCAACUCAACCUUGAACUUCGCCGACGGCGCAUUACGAGAUUAUCGGGUAAUCGUGGUCGCUCUAUUUGGAAAUGGCGAAUCAUCCAGUCCAUCAAAUACACCCAAUUUCCCGCAGACUCUUGACUAUCGGGAUUGUGUUCGCGCUCAACAUAAGCUCAUAAAAGAGCAUCUGCAACUCACAAAGAUUGAUGUCAUGGUUGGAUUUUCUAUGGGCGGGCAAUGUACCUAUCACUGGGCAGCGAUGCAUCCAAGCAUGAUUCUCAAUGCAAUCAUCAUAUGUUCCUCGGCCAAAACAAGUUUACACAAUUAUCAGUUCUUGGAAGGUCCUAAGGCUGCUUUGCAGAGUUCUGUUGAUUACAUUGAUGGAAAUUUUAGGACAAAUAGAGAUUCUCCGCCGCUGCGUGGAUUACACGCUUUCGGCCGCGCAUAUUCUGCCUGGCUGACUAGUGCCGAGUGGUUUGAGCAGCGCUUGUUUGAGAAGCAAGGAUAUAAAUCACUGGAUGACUGGGCUGCUGCUGUUGCCGGGACGAAUUAUAAUGAUUGGUAUCCGGAUGACUUGUUAGUGAUGCUGGGAAUGUGGCAGCGGUCUGAUAUUGGGGUUACAGCGGGCUCCUGGACGGAUGAGAAUGUUGUCUCUGUGUCUGAGGCUUUGGUCGGUCGCAGAUCUGAGCUCAUUAAAUUUCAUACUGUCAAGCAACUACAUGUUCUGGAGAGCAUCAUCAUGGCAGACGCCAUCAAAAUAGACGCCGAUCUGGCAGCUUAUCUCAAUGUCGUUCCAAAGACCUACUCUCUUAGCGUUCUUGCUGCAUUGGUGGGAUAUCUGAUCUACAAGUGGCUCGUUGCAACAGACAUUCCGCACAUCAAAGGCCUCCCAGAGAUCCCAGGUGCAAUUCCCGUCUUCGGCCAUCUACUCAAAUUAGGUGAAGACCAUGCCACUGUUUGUGAACGCUGGUGGCGACAAUAUGGAAACUCCGUCUAUCAAAUCAAACUGGGGAACACUCGUGCGGUGGUCGUGAACUCUUUCGAAGAUUGUCGCAAGAUGUUGUUGGGUCACCAGAAUGCGAUUAUCGAUCGUCCCAAGUUGUACACCUUCCAUGGCAUCAUUAGCAGUACUCAGGGCUUCACCAUCGGUUCAUCUCCCUGGGACGAUUCGUGCAAGAAGAAACGUAAGGCCGCUGGAACUGCGUUGGGACGACCAGCAUUGAGAAAUUACAACAACAUGUUCGAUCUUGAGAGUUACUGCAUCGUCCGAGACUUGAAGCGUGACAGUAAGAAUGGCCAGCUAGAACUCAAUGUCCGACCUUUUAUUCAACGAUACGCUCUGAACACUACCUUGACUCUGUGCUACGGUAUUCGAAUGGACGAAGUCUACGACGAGCUGCUUCGUGAAAUUCUUUAUGUUGGAUCCGCCAUCUCCCUUCUCCGGAGCGCAUCUGAGAACUUGCAAGACUACGUUCCACUGUUGCGUUACAUGCCCAACAACGAGAAGAACAUCCGGUCCAAAGAGCUUCGUGAGCGUCGGGAUGCUUAUUUGAAUCUUUUGCUUGACAAAGUCCGCGCCAUGAUUAAGAAAGGCACCGAUAAGCCAUGCAUCUCUGCCGCCAUUCUCAAAGAUGAAGAGACCAAGCUGACCGGAGUGGAAGUAUCAUCUAUCUGUCUUUCAUUGGUAUCUGGUGGUUUUGAGACGAUUCCCGGUACUUUGACUUCGGCUAUUGGAUCCUUGGCUACACCUGAAGGCCAGGAGUGGCAAGAUCGUGCUUAUGCUGAUAUCAAGAGGUUCUACCCGGAUGUUCGCGAUGCCUGGACUGAUUGUAUUCAUGAGGAAAAGAUUCCUUAUGUCAAUGCUAUUAUUAAAGAAGCCGGUCGUUACUACACAGUCAGUUCCAUGAGUUUGCCUCGAAAGACCGUUACGGAAGUGAACUGGAACGGAGCAAUCAUCCCUCCCAAGACGAUGAUUUUGAUCAACGCCCAGGCUGGUAAUCACGAUAUCGACCACUUCGGCCCCGACGGGAACAAAUUCAACCCCGAACGAUGGCUGAAAUCCCUUAAUCCUCCCAUCGAAAAGGAGACCACAGGUCUUCCUCACCUGAGCUUCGGAGCCGGCUCUCGCGCCUGUUCCGGACAGUUUAUUGCCUCACGACUCUUAUACGCUGCUCUCGUUCGUAUCCUUUCAUCAUAUAAGAUUGUCGCGAGCGAGGAUAAUCCACCCAACACCGACUAUGUGGACUACAAUCAAUUCAAGUCUGCUUUGGUUGCUAUUCCGAGGGACUUCAAGGUCAAGCUUGUUCCUAGAGAUGAGGCUAUGACGACUGAAUGUUUGGGAGCAGCCGAGGCACGGACAAAGGAUCAUUACAAGGAGUGA